This is a messenger RNA of Octopus bimaculoides (California two-spot octopus), 1817 nucleotides long. RefSeq lists its product as uncharacterized. Gene Ontology annotation, biological process: aerobic respiration; mitochondrial fission. The record is from RefSeq and is a predicted model, not a curated record. Lineage: Eukaryota; Metazoa; Mollusca; Cephalopoda; Octopoda; Octopodidae. Gene Ontology annotation, cellular component: mitochondrion.
AAAGUUCGCGCGUCCGCGCUAGCUAGUCGUGAGUAGAAAACACAAAUUUAAUAUAAAAACAUAUUUCCUGAAAUUGCAAAUUAUUUAAAAUAUAAAAAUAUAAUUUUCAACAGAGAGAAUUUAUCAAAAUAGAAAAUUUAUGAAGUUUGAAGUUUAAAAAUAAUAGGAUCGACCACUCACGACUAGCUAGCGCGGACGCGCGAACUUUCGAGUAAUAGAUAGAUAGAUAGAGAGAGAGACAGACAGACAGACAUAUAGCUCGCUCCGGCCAGUCAUGGUAUUAGCUGUCAGUAGCCAAAGAAUCGACAGGCCAGCAACAGGCAGGCAGACAGACAGAUACUUCACUAGCAGUGAGCACUUUCACUUCUGACAGCUAAUAGCAUGAUAGUGCCGAUUUUUUUUAUGAAACUGCGUAUUCAGGUGUUUACCCUCUCAAUUGCUACGAAAGGCACGAAUUAAAAUUGAUCUCAGUAUUAUAUCUCAUGGAAGUAUUAGCAUCGAUUGUGCUCUGCAUCAAUUGAAAGAAAGACCUGGUCCGCAAAUAUUGGUCAACAAUGUUCCUCGCUUUUGGUAGCUUUGUGUUCAGCUGGCUUUAUGAAGUUGCAAGCCAACAGAAUACUUUUACUUCUCUGGUCAAAAGAGUUUUCAGUUCUUUAUCCACCUCAAAAAAAGUGAAGGCACUCAAAGACCAUUUUCAUCCGAAAACAGUUUAUAGGGUUCUUCAAGAGAAUUAUGGCAGCGAUUCUGACUCUGGACUUUCUGAAUCAUCUGAAAUUGCUUGGAUAGAAGAAGAUCUCGGAAAUAAUUGCAUAGCAGUACGAACACAGAUGAAAAAUCGCAGAAAUUUACAUUUUAAUCAAAGUGUGUCAACAUCAAUUAACCUUGCUGAGCCUCUGAGUACAUCAACUCCACAUAAUCCCUUCGAAGAAAGCGUUAAUUCCUUACAGAAGAUUAACGAAAUGCAAUCCGAGAUUGAAAAAUUAAAGGAACAAAUUGCUAUGAUGUGCAACACUGCAGCUUUCAAAUCAGAAGGUACAUCAUCAAAUCAUUCUACAGUGUCACCAACAUCACAAACACAUUUACCAAGAACUUUAGUUCCGCCGCCGCCACCACCACCAAUACCACCAGUGCUACGAGCAGCACCGCCUCCACCACCACCACCACCACCACCUUCUGCUUUAAAGACAAGUGAUUCAAGUUCUAAACCAAACAAAGAAUUUAUGUCUCUUGGAGAUAUGCUUAAACAGCGCAUGGCUUCUGAGGGUGGACUAAUUGGAGGAUUAAAGUCAACUUCCACAACUGGUGCAGAUAAACCACCAUCAAUGGCCGAUGUACUAAAGAAUUUAAACAGUGUAAAAUUGAAACCAGUAGAAAGAUCACCAGGUGGUACUCCUCUCAAACGGUCUCCUCUUCCAUGCACAACUACUGAUCAUCAAUCCAUUAUUGCAAAUGCCUUAAAAAUCAAAUUUUCCAAAAUCAAUCAACACAGUCCUGACCAUUCACAAAAACGCCGCUCUCUAAACUCACCCCAUUGGUCAUCUCCUUCUCCACCACGGGUUUUUGGACGUCAUCUUUUGAAGAAAACUGGGAAGCCACUGAACUAAAUUUUUCCCUGAAAAUUUUAAAACAUCAAACUUUUAAAUACUAACUUAACUGACAGAAAUGUUGACUGCUUUUAUGUAUGAAAGUUUAAAAUAUUGAACUUCUAAUAUUAACUUAAACUGGGAGGAUGCUGACUGGUGAAAUCAGUUUUUCGUGUAUUUGGUACAAAUUUGCAUAAAUCAAACAAAUUUAAAUAAAAUUCUAUUUGUUCCAUA